UUGCCAUUACUCUUUCGCUUUCACUCUCUCUUCAAGGACACGAAUACCCAUCUUUCAUUUCUCUCUCUCUAAGUAAAAAAGGUUGUAUCCUCCUCUCUCUUUCAACAUCACUUGUUUGUGUUUGUGUGUGUGAGCUGAAGCCUUAAAAAAGCUGAGGUAGGAGGGUUUUGAACAGAACAGAACCCAAAGAAUUCAAUAAAGUUUUGUUUUUGAGUGGGAAAGGGCUUCAAUGAAGAGCGGGGUACCAAAAGUAGCACAGAAUCUGAAAUGGGUAUCUUUCUCCUGCUACUUUUAGCUUGUCUCUGAUGCUGCCACAACUCUGACUAGGGUUUUGAAUGGCCUAUUUAUUGUACUGAAAUCAAUGUUCUUUUGUUUUCUUUUUGACUGCCUUCUUCCUGCACACUUUGACAGCUUUCCCUUGAAACUUUCUUUUUUACUGCUUAUCUUGUUUCUUGUGUCCUUGGCCAUUGGGGGUACUUUCCUUUGUUCCAAUUUUUAGGACACUUCAGUUCUUUGGUGGGUUAGCUUAGGAAGUGGUGGCAAUUUUGGUACAUAUUUUUGUACUGGGUCGCUUCAAGUUCAGCGCCUUGGUGUUUUUAAGGCCAUUAAUUGAAGUGUGUCUUUCUCGUUUAGUUCUAAUAAUUGAUGUCCUUGUAGGUAGUUAGCUAUCGAUAUGUUUGGUUUUAGGUAAUUUCUUUCUGUUUGGUGGAUUGAGCUUUUGAAGCAAUAUCUAGACACCACUGUGAAUUGUGAAGUUUCUCACGCUGUAUGUUCAAUUUCUGUUUGUGUCUGGUCUCAGGUGGAACUUCUUUUUAUAGAUAGAAGAAACUAGAGCUUCUUGUUUAAAUUUAUUUUCCUAUUUCCCCUGCAUCCUUCAGUCAGUGUCUCUUUGAUCUUCGGCUAAUUAUAUUGAGGCACAAGAGAAUUCCGGGGCUGGUUAAUUUUUAGAUUCACUUUCUAUUUGACUAAAAUUCUGUAGACUAGUUACUGACAUUUCAAGUAUAACUGUGAGAGGUGUGUUUCUCUUGGCUACCUUUGUUUAUUUUUGCCAAGGAGAGAUGGAUAUGAGUGACAAGGAUAAAUUUGAGUUAGGAAAGAGCAAUGAUAAUCCUAUCAACUACCAUUCACCUGGUGGCAUGUCCUCAGACUGGCGAUUUAACAGUACCAGUAUCCCAAACUCAUCUCUGGGUUUGGUUCCCAUUGAUAAUCAGAUGUCAGUUUGUAGAGGAGAUCUAGUAGGUGCUGCUUCUUGCUCUUCUGCUUCUGUGAUAGACUCAUUUGGGCCAGCCAUGUGGGAACAUCCCACCAAUUCACAGAACUUGGUUUUUUGUGAUAUUAAUGUUCAAAAUAUUGCAAGCAGUUCAAACACAGUAGGGAUUGGAAAAGGAGCCCCCGCUUCAUUGAGAAAUGGUAUUGAUAGAACACUAGAAAUGGGGUGGAAUCCACCUAAUUCCAUGCUGAAAGGUGGAAUUUUCUUGCCGAAUGCCCCAGGGGUGCUCCCACAGAGCUUAUCACAGUUUCCUGCUGAUUCUGCAUUCAUUGAGCGUGCUGCCAGGUUUUCGUGCUUCAAUGGAGGGGAUUUUGGUGAUAUGGUGAAUCCUUUUGGAGUUCCUGAGUCUAUGGGUCUUUUUUCGAGGGGUGGUGGGAUGAUGCAGGGACCAGGAGAGGUGUUUGUGGGCAGUGGGAUGAAAUCAGUAUCUGGUGGACAAGCUCAAAAGAAUGUUAUGAACGCCGGUGAAGCUUCCAAAGAUGUUUCUAUGUCUGUUGACCAUAUGGCUACUGAAGGGAGCCCUCUCAAGAAUGAGACAAAAAGAGAAAGCCUUGCAAGAUCUCGCGAUGAAGCAAAAAAAGGUGUAGGGGGGUCUGGUAAUGGUAAUGACUCUGACGAAGCUGAAUUCAGUGGUGGUAGUGGUCAAGAUGAGCCAUCAUUGUUGGAGGGCAACUGUGGGGAGCUUUCAGCUAAGAGCCUUGGCUCAAAGAAAAGAAAAAGGAGUGGAGAGGAUGCUGAGCUUGAUCAGGCCAAGGGAACCCCUCAAUCUGCAAAGGGUAGCCCUGAAACUCAACAGAAGGGAGACCAAAAACCAACUUCAACUACCAGCAAGGCUAGUGGUAAACAAGGUAAACAGGGGUCUCAGGGUUCAGAUCAACCAAAAGAAGAAUAUAUUCAUGUCAGAGCUCGAAGAGGCCAGGCAACAAAUAGCCAUAGUCUCGCGGAAAGAGUAAGAAGGGAAAAGAUCAGUGAAAGGAUGAAGUUUCUACAGGACCUUGUUCCUGGUUGCAGCAAGGUCACAGGGAAGGCAGUGAUGCUAGAUGAAAUCAUUAACUAUGUGCAAUCACUGCAGCGGCAGGUUGAGUUUCUAUCAAUGAAACUUGCAACGGUGAAUCCAAGGCUGGAUUUUAACAUAGAAGGACUCCUCGCAAAAGAUAUCCUUCAGUCACGUGCUGUUCCUCCAUCCUCUCUGGCAUUUUCCUCAGAAAUGCCAAUGGCUUAUCCUGCAUUACAUCAAUCUCAACCAGGGCUUAUUCCCACUGCUUUUCCUGGAAUGGAGAGUCACUCUGACAUAAUCCGGAGAACUAUUAAUUCUCAAUUGACAGCCAUGACUGCAGGAUUCAAGGAACCUGCUCAGCUACCCAAUGUAUGGGAUGAUGAGCUCCACAAUGUUGUCCAGAUGACCUAUGGAACCAGUGCUCCCCAAGACAGCCAAGAUGUAAAUGAGCCACUGCCACCAGGACAUUUGAAAGUUGAACUUUAAUUAUUCUCCUUGGCCUCAAUGCGUUAUAUUCAGGCACAUAUGCUUGUAUUAAUAUUCUUGAGGAUUAGAGCACUUGUGCUUCUCUUCAAAUCUUGAAGAUGGUGAAAUUACAGAUGUUUCUGGCUGAUCAGUUUGAAGCUGGAGGUUAGUUGCAGUUAACCAGCAGGGUUUUGAGAGCUUGGAUGGCUAUUGAUACUACCGCAACCUCCAUGCGUCUAUCACUUGAUCAUUAUAAUGCUUGUUACCAGAAAUGCGAAUGGAUAGUUUUGAGGCUAUGAAUUUAAAAAUGUAUAGAUCGACCUUCCAAAUGAUAGGCUAAUGGGAAACUCGUGUGUUGUCUAGCCCGUGUAAUUUACAAAACCAUGGGAAUUGUGUUUGUUUGUUAGUCAAUGACAGGAUGUAAUGCUAUUCUUUUUUCUUUCUUGCUA
This is a messenger RNA of Populus nigra (black poplar), 3181 nucleotides long. RefSeq names its product transcription factor bHLH49. Gene Ontology annotation, biological process: regulation of DNA-templated transcription. The record is from RefSeq and is a predicted model, not a curated record. The transcript has 8 exons. NCBI's taxonomy places the organism in Eukaryota, Viridiplantae, Streptophyta, Magnoliopsida, Malpighiales, Salicaceae. Gene Ontology annotation, molecular function: protein dimerization activity; DNA-binding transcription factor activity. Bases 1059 to 2753 code for a protein of 564 amino acids. Gene Ontology annotation, cellular component: nucleus.